This is a messenger RNA of Hypoxylon fragiforme, 2173 nucleotides long. RefSeq names its product putative FMN dependent dehydrogenase. Bases 278 to 1669 code for a protein of 463 amino acids. The record is from RefSeq and is a predicted model, not a curated record. Gene Ontology annotation, molecular function: FMN binding; oxidoreductase activity. The transcript is spliced from 2 exons. Lineage: Eukaryota; Fungi; Ascomycota; Sordariomycetes; Xylariales; Hypoxylaceae.
UAAUACAUACCUACCUGUAUAUAUGACAUCAUGAAAAUACAUGGAAUUUCAAAUAUUGGCUUCGUUCUUGCAUGAGCGAUGACGCACACCCCCUUCCUACUGCUGGGUACUGGGUUUAACAACUUGAAACAAACAGCUGGGAAUAAAGUACUGGUGGUGGGCUUCUCUUCUGCAGCCCUCCGUACCUUUUAAUACAUCCUUUCCAGCCUUCUUUGGAAGAACUUACAGUCUUGUCCCGAUAAAAGGUAGACAAAUAUAUGUGACAAGCACAGCAAUAAUGGCGGCAACACCACCGACAAACAUCCGCCUCCACCAUCCCGGAAACCGCCCGAACACAGCCAAGCACACCGCCCCCAACGACGAUGGCCGGGACCCCGUGGCGUACGAGGCCGCGGUGUAUCAGCGCGGGCUGCGGUAUCAGCGGCCUCCCUUCACCUUCAAGGCGCUCGAGUGGGAAGGGCUGGCGGCAGAGCGCAUGUCAGCUGACGCAAGGGGCUACGUGCUCGGAUGUGCGGGGACGGGGGAGACGGCGCGGAAGAACCGGGACGCGUUCGCGAGGUGGUCGAUUGUGCCUCGGCGGUUGGGUCUGGGCAAAAUAGGGGAAGGAGGGGAAGGGCAAGAGGUGUUUCCAAAAUUAUCGGUCGAUGUGCUGGGAAAAUCACUGCGAUACCCGAUUGCGUGUGCGCCGGUCGGCGUCCAGAAGAUCAUGAACCCGGAUGGGGAGGUGGCGGCGGCGAGGGCGGCGGCGAGGGAACGGGUGCCGUUUAUCAUGAGCACGGCGAGUAGCACGAGUAUCGAGGAGGUGGCGCUUGCUAGUGAUGCUGCGGCUGCUGAGAGGGGAGGGGAGAAGCCGGAGCGCUGGUUUCAGCUGUACUGGCCUCGGCGCAAGCACGAUGAUAUCACGAUCUCGCUCCUGGACCGCGCGAAGAAGACAGGCUUCUCGGUGCUGGUUGUCACGCUGGAUACGUAUACCCUUGGCUGGCGGCCUAGCGAUAUGGAUAAUGGCUACAACCCCUUCCUCCGCUCCGACCAAGUCGGCAUCGCCAUCGGGCUCUCGGACCCGGUGUUCCGCGCGCACUUCAAGAGCACCCACGACGGGCGUGAGGUCGAGGCGGACCUGAGCGCCGCCGCCGCCGAAUGGACGCGCAUCAUCUUCCCGGGCACCGGCCACACGCUCGACGACGUGCGCUUCCUGCGGUCGCACUGGCCCGGCCCCAUCGUGCUCAAGGGCAUCCAGAGCGCCGAAGACGCCCGGCUGAUCGCCGAGUCCCGCCUCGUCGACGGCAUCGUCGUCAGCAACCACGGCGGUCGCCAGGCCGACGGCGGCGUGAGCUCACUUGGUGUGCUGCCGCGGAUCGUCGACGCUGUUGCCCAAGCGAGCCAACCAACGACAACACCACCACCAAAAAGACUAGCCGUGCUCUUCGACUCAGGUAUCCGCACCGGCGCCGACAUCGCCAAGGCCCUCGCUCUCGGCGCAGACCUCUGUCUCGUCGGCCGUCCUUACGUCUACGGCCUCGUGCUCGGCGGCGAGGACGGCGUCGCCCAUGUCCUCAGGAGCCUGCUCGGCGACCUCGAGCUCACCCUGCAUCUCUCCGGCAUAGAGUCCGUGGCGCUGAUGCACUUGGAUUGUGGGGAGUGGCUGGUGAAGGAGGACGAGUUGUUCUAGUAUUGUUGUACCUUGCCCAGGUGAGGAGCAGGAGCGGGAGCGGGAACAGGAACAGGAACGAAAGGAGUUGUGGUAUUGCGUGCGCUCUGUGCUUUGUUUGUUUUCUCUCUUUCUCUUUGGAUCUUUUCAAUUGAGGAUGGAUAUGGUAACGAUGUCGUGCGUGGCAUUAUGAUAUCAUGAUAAGCAUUCAUUCAAUUUUUUAUCGUUUAAGGAGAGACCUAUAACUAGUUGUCAAAGAUGACUCUUGUAUUGCUCUUUGGCCAAUUCAUCUACCUAGACUGCCUAGUACUCUCUACUCAGGGCACGACAAGAUCCGUAAGUAUUCGUUGGGUAGAUAUCAAUACAAUACAAAAUGUGAAUAAUCAAGUGUCCUCUUCAUGGAAACUACAGAUCUGAGUACCUAAUAGUAGUAGUAGUAGUAGUAGUACAUAGACGACUACCUAGGACCUAGGUAGGUAGGUAGGUAGGUACCAAAUAAGUAUGUUCGUACACUUUGACUAAUCA